GAUGAGAAACAUAUGAGUGCUAACAAAGCGUGUUCAGCAGUAGUUAAGAAUUCAGUGAAGCUGGGAUCAGUGUGAGGUCUUUAUUUCACACAUAGCUCCUCACACUGACAGCAUUUUCUCAUGUCUGUUCAAGGAUUUUAAUCUUUGAAGAACAACUCCUUUUUUUCCUCUUGAGAUUUUGUGCAAUAACUUAGGAUCUGCAGUUUUGACAACUUGAAUUCAUGUCACCCCUAGAGGCUUUCUGGAGCUGAAGAAGGAUCACGCACAUUUCUAAGGUGUUACCAGUGUAGAAACCCAGACGUAACUUCCACAAUGAGAGUCCUUUUGCUCUUCACCCUAUUGCUGCUGUGUCAUGCAAAACCAUACAAGCCAAUCAAGAUCAUGGAGCUGAUGAAGAUCCAUGAGAUCAUGCAACAGGAUGACAGGGAUGAUGGUGAUGAUGAUGAUGAUGAUGAAGACGACGAUUUUGACGAUUUUGAAGCCAAUUUUAUAUCAGACUGCCCCUUUGGCUGCACGUGCUCCAGAAGAGUAGUUCAGUGUUCAGAUCUAGGUUUGACAUCAGUUCCACGUGAUAUUCCAGCAGACACAUUAAUGAUUGAUCUCCAAAACAAUGAUAUCACUGAAAUUAAGGAGAAUGAUUUCAAAGGACUGACUAAUCUAUACGCCCUGUUUCUUGUCAAUAACCGGAUAUCAAAGAUUCAUCCGAAAGCUUUCCAAAACAUGGAGAAACUCCAGCUUCUCUACUUGUCAUAUAACCUUCUGACACAAAUACCUGAAAAUCUGCCAAGGAACAUUCUGGAGCUGAGGAUCCAUGACAACAAGAUAAGCAGAAUUCAAAAGGAGGCUUUCAAAGGCAUGCAGUCACUACAUGUUCUAGAAAUAAGUGCAAAUCCAAUUGCCAACAGUGGGAUUGAGCUUGGAGCUUUUGAUGACAUGGCAACCCUUUACUUGAGAAUUGCAGAGGCAAAGCUCACAGCAGUGCCAAAAGAUCUUCCCUCUUCUCUCACUGAACUUCAUCUGGAUUAUAAUAAAAUUGGUAAAGUUGAAGUAGAAGACUUUAUCCGAUACAAAAAUCUACUGAGGCUGGGGCUGGGUUUCAAUCAGAUCAAGUUUGUGGAGAACGGGACCUUAGCAAGUAUUCCCAAAAUCAGAGAAAUCCAUUUGGACAACAACAAACUGAAGAAAGUCCCACCAGGUCUGAACACACUUAAGUAUUUACGGGUGGUGUACCUCCAUGCUAACAGCAUUACCCAUGUGGGAGUGAAUGAAUUUUGUCCAACUAAAACCAAGGCCAAGAAGACUCUCUACACAGGAAUCAGCCUUUUUGCCAAUCCAGUGAAGUACUGGGAGAUUCAACCACCCACUUUCCGCUGUGUUUCUGGCCACAGAGCUGUGCAACUGGCCAAUUUCAGAAGAAAGUGAGCAUUUCUGACUGUGUCAGAAUAUCCUUCCUCUGGAGGGCAGCAUUUCAACCUAUUUCUAAUAAUGUCCUAGCUUCUUAUUAUAUAGGGAUCCUAUUCCCUCAGUCUGCCAGGCUGCACUGCACACCCAGUGCAUCAUAUCUGCUGUUGAACUGGCAGUUUACUUGAACAAAUGUAUUGUGAAGACAGUGAGAAAAUAUAUAACAAGAUAUCCAGCAGGGAUUUGUGCUGGCAUCAAAUGGUUAGAAUAGACAAUAGAGUAGCCACAUUGGGUGUAAGCAUUGCAUAUGUUUUGAAAAUUACUGUUUAUGUUCACUGAGAUUCACUGCAUUUUCAAACAGUAUCUCUUACACAACACAGAUGUUGCCGACUAAUUUCAUAACAUCAGAGGAAUUACAAUAUCUUAUCAAGUGUACGUUGUGAAACCUGAAAUCAGACCUUCUAAAAUAAAUCAUACCUGGUUGGUU
Messenger RNA from Pygocentrus nattereri (red-bellied piranha), 1888 nucleotides. It is a transcript of the gene aspn, whose product is annotated as asporin (LRR class 1). Bases 313 to 1422 code for a protein of 369 amino acids. The transcript is spliced from 8 exons. The record is from RefSeq and is a predicted model, not a curated record. Gene Ontology annotation, molecular function: protein binding. NCBI's taxonomy places the organism in Eukaryota, Metazoa, Chordata, Actinopteri, Characiformes, Serrasalmidae.